Messenger RNA from Oikopleura dioica, 945 nucleotides. Lineage: Eukaryota; Metazoa; Chordata; Appendicularia; Copelata; Oikopleuridae. The record is from the annotation of a GenBank genome assembly.
AUGGUUCCAGAUCCAGAGAAGCCGAAAGAAAUGCCCAACCUCGACUCCGUAAUAAAGCGACUCCUGGAGGUCCGAGGGAGCCGACCAGGUAAAAGCGUCCAAUUGACUGAGAACGAGAUCAAAGAUUUGUGCUACUACUCCCGGGAAUUGUUUCUGAAGCAGCCGAUUUUGCUUGAACUUGAGGCGCCGUUAAAGGUUUGCGGGGACGUGCACGGACAGUACUACGAUUUGCUCCGACUGUUUGAGUACGGAAACUUUCCUCCUGAGUCUAACUACUUGUUUCUGGGGGACUAUGUUGACCGGGGAAAGCAAUCGUUGGAAACCAUUUGCCUUCUUCUCGCAUAUAAAAUCAAAUACCCAGAAAACUUCUUUCUUCUGCGGGGAAAUCACGAGUGCGCUUCCAUCAACAGAAUCUACGGCUUCUAUGACGAAUGUAAACGACGCUAUAAUAUCAAGCUUUGGAAAACCUUCACAGAUUGCUUCAACUGUCUUCCUCUUGCGGCCAUCAUCGACGAAAAAAUCUUCUGCUGCCACGGCGGCCUCAGCCCAGAACUUGAAUCUUUCGAGCAAAUUCGACGAAUCGUCAGACCAACAGAUGUUCCGGACACUGGAAUUCUGUGCGAUCUUUUGUGGUCCGACCCGGACAAGGAAACUUCUGCCUGGGGAGAAAACGACCGAGGAGUGUCCUGGACUUUUGGAGCUGAAGUUGUCGCCAAAUUUUUGUACAAACAUGAUUUGGACUUAAUUUGCAGAGCACACCAAGUGGUAGAAGACGGCUACGAAUUCUUCGCAAAGCGACAGCUAGUGACCCUUUUCUCCGCGCCGAACUACUGCGGGGAAUUUGACAAUGCAGGAGCCAUGAUGUCCGUCGACGAAAGUCUCAUGUGCUCUUUCCAGAUUCUCAAACCUGCCGAGAAAAAGAAGAACAAAUUUCCAAAGUUCUAG